GUCCAAUAAUCCUCUCGCGGACUUAAAUACCCCCCUCAAGGCCCACUGCUCGUGCGCAGUUCCUCCGAAUUAUCAUCUUGCUGCCCUCAAUACUCCCCCAUCCUCCACAGGCGAGCUCGUCAGUCCAGCAGGCGCCCUUCUCCUGCCCACACGGUCACUACCAUAGCUUUCCUUCCAGCCGACCGUGGUCGUACAAGAUCAAUCGGAGGAUCGCAUCUAUCUGCUCAGGAUCACGCUAUGGCUUCUCCCCGACAGGUCUAUUUGCUGCCUUUAAAGGAUGAUGGCUCCCCAGACAUUCCGGGAGGCUACAUUUAUCUCCCUCCGCCCACCGAUCCAUCCUAUCUUCUUCGCUUCGUAAUUGAGGGAACGAGCUCGAUUUGCAGGGAAGGCCAACUGUGGGUAAACAUCCCAGAAGAUGGUCACCCAUUCAAUCGCUCUGCGUUUCGCAGCUUCAGACUCUCUCCGGACUUCAACAAGAACAUUCAAAUCGACAUUCCUGUCACUUCCCCCGGAUCAUUUGCCUUCUACGUGACCUUCUCUCCGCUUCCCGAGUUCUCGAUCUCCCAGACACCUACUCCAGAACCGACAAGAACUCCAACUUACUACAUUGACGUCUCACCCAAGCUGACUCUUCGCGGUCGCGAUCUGCCACUCAAUGCUCUUUCCAUUUACUCAGUCAUAUCCAAAUUCUUGGGUCAGUAUCCUACAGAUUGGGACAAGCAUCUCAAUGGUAUCAGCCAGCGCAAUUACAACAUGAUUCAUUUCACCCCUUUGAUGAAACGCGGUGACUCCAACUCGCCGUACAGUAUAUUCGACCAGUUGCAAUUCGAUGACGCUGUAUUCCCCAAUGGGGAACAGGAUGUCGCCCAGUUAGUCAAGAAGAUGGAGGAGGAAUACGGGCUCUUAUCUUUGACGGAUGUUGUAUGGAAUCAUACGGCCAACAACAGCAAGUGGCUUGAGGAACAUCCUGAAGCUGGCUACAGCGUUGAGACUGCUCCCUGGCUUGAAUCAGCCCUAGAGUUGGACACUGCCUUGUUGAAGUUUGGUCAAGACCUUGCUCCUCUCGGCUUGCCGACUGACUUCAAAUCAGUAGAUGACCUUGUCACCGUAAUGAAUGCUGUUCGUGAGCAUGUCAUCCACAAACUCAAGCUAUGGGAAUACUACGUCGUCAAUGUUGCUGCGGACACGCAGAAAAUCAUCGAGCAAUGGCAGGUAUCCCAAAACAUCGACACCACAAGUGAUAAGUGGUCGCAGCACAGGCUGAAAGAGUUCGGCAACUGGACUCUGGAAGAGCAGGCGAGCUUCGUCUGCAAUAAAGCCAUUCCAACAUCAAAGCAACUUCUUGGGCGGUUCAGCAGAGCGACCGAUCCAGAGUACGGGGCAGCGAUACUAAAUGUACUGCUUGGUCCGUUUGAUGCCGCAAAAUCUGAUACAGCUGCGGCUGAGCUUACUAUCACGAAGAUACUCGACGAGGUGAAUCUUCCUUUCUACAAAGAAUACGACGCGGAUGUUUCGGAAAUCAUGAACCAGCUCUUCAACCGGAUCAAAUACAUUCGCAUCGAUAGCCACGGGCCUAAACUAGGACCAGUCACGGAGCAAAACCCUCUCAUCGAGACGUACUUCACCAGGCUCCCUCUGAAUGAAACCACGAAGAAGCACAAUGACAAAGCUCUUGCCCUCGUUAACAACGGCUGGAUCUGGAAUGCUGAUGCAUUGCGAGACAAUGCUGGACCCUUCUCCAAAGCAUAUCUACGUCGAGAAGUCAUUGUUUGGGGUGACUGUGUGAAACUGAGAUAUGGAUCCUCUCCCGAAGACAACCCCUUCCUCUGGGAUUUCAUGACUAAAUAUACCCGACUCAUGGCCAAAUACUUCUCCGGAUUCCGCAUCGACAAUUGCCACUCGACACCCUUGGUGGUUGCGGAAUAUCUACUGGACCAGGCACGAAAAGUUCGACCCAAUCUCACGGUCUUCGCGGAGCUCUUCACCGGCUCAGAAGAAGCGGACUACAUUUUUGUCAAGCGUCUUGGUAUCAAUGCUCUCAUUCGCGAGGCAAUGCAAGCUUGGAGCACUGGGGAACUUAGCCGACUUGUUCAUCGCCAUGGAGGCCGUCCAAUCGGUAGCUUUGAUGUUGACUUGCCUUCAUCGGGAAGUGGUCAUGCUAUUGCUUCAUCAGGCAUUGACAGUGGCAAAGAGAACGUUUCCCAUAUUCGUCCAACCCCUGUCCAAGCUCUUUUCAUGGAUUGCACUCAUGAUAACGAAAUGCCGUCCCAGAAGCGGACUGCGAUAGACACGUUACCAAAUGCAGCUCUGGUGGCUAUGUGCGCCUCGGCGAUCGGGAGUGUCAUCGGCUACGACGAGAUCUACCCUAACCUCGUUGACCUGGUUCACGAGACUCGUCUUUACGCUUCCAGAUUUUCAGAUUCGGCCAAGGUCGAUCUAGACUCUCUCGAAGGAGGCAUAGGUGGCAUCAAGAAAUUGCUGAACGAACUGCAUACGGUAAUGGGUUCUGAGGGCUACGACGAGACCCAUAUCCAUCACGACGAAGAGUACAUUACUGUUCACAGAGUACACCCGAAGACACGGAAGGGAGUCUUCUUAAUCGCUCACACGGCGUUCCCAGGGCAAGACAGCAAAGCGAUUUUGGCUCCCACACGCCUUGUUGGUACUCGAGCAAAGCAUAUCGGGACGUGGCUACUGGAGGUCGAUUCGUCUGAGAAUACCAGGAAGAAAGUCACCGGUGAUAAGUCCUACCUGAGGGGGCUACCCAGUCGUAUUCAUGCUAUUGAGGGCACGAAGGUCGAACAAGACGGCGACGACACAGUCAUCUCGGUUUUGGAAGCGCUUGUUGCCGGAUCCAUUUCCCUAUACGAAACGUCCAUUCCUAGCGCUGAACAUGCUGCGGGACUUGACGCUCACAUCACGGAUGGGGUUGACGACGCUUUUACAAAUCUUAGCUUGGUUGAUCUUAACUAUGUGCUUUAUCGCUGCGAAGCAGAGGAGCGAGAUUCCAGCAAUGGUCAAGACGGGGUCUACAGUAUUCCAAAUUACGGUUCUCUGGUUUAUGCCGGUCUUCAAGGUUGGUGGAGUGUUCUUGAGAACAUCAUCAAGUACAACGAGCUCGGUCAUCCACUUUGCGAUCACUUGCGAAACGGUCAGUGGGCACUUGACUAUAUUGUUGGGCGCCUGGAGAAGGUUGCGAAGACAGAAGGCUAUUCUGCUCUCCAUAAACCUGCGGCCUGGUUGCGAGAAAAAUUCGAGGUUGUUCGUGGAUUACCCAGCUUCCUACUUCCCAGGUAUUUCGCAAUUAUACUUCAAACUGCCUAUAAUGCUGCGUGGAAGCGAGGUAUCCAGCUUCUCGGUGGCGACAUACAAAAAGGGCAAGAGUUUAUUCAUCAGCUAGGCAUGGUGAGCGUUCAGAUGACCGGAUACGUUACCUCGGCAUCUUUGUGGCCGACAAAGAGGGUACCUAGCCUUGCAGCUGGCUUACCACACUUUGCCGUCGAUUGGGCAAGAUGUUGGGGUCGCGACGUUUUUAUCUCACUGCGAGGCCUUUUACUCUGCACCAGCCGGUUUGAUGAUGCCAAAGAGCAUAUCUUCGCAUUUGCAAGCGUCCUCAAACAUGGAAUGAUCCCGAAUCUCCUCAGUAGUGGAAAGCUUCCACGCUACAAUUCUCGAGACUCCGUUUGGUUCUUCCUUCAAUCUAUUCAGGACUACACCGUUAUGGCUCCUGAUGGUAUUAAGCUUCUGGACGAGAAGGUACCUAGAAGAUUCCUUCCUUAUGAUGAUACAUGGUUCCCGUUCGAUGAUCCUCGGGCCUACUCAAAGCACUCAACAAUAUCCGAAGUGAUCCAGGAAGUAUUCCAGCGCCACGCUCAGGGCUUGUCCUUCAGGGAGUACAAUGCAGGGACAGAUCUUGAUAUGCAAAUGAAGCCGGAAGGCUUUGACAUAAACGUCCAGGUCGACUGGGAGACGGGCCUGAUUUUCGGUGGUAGCCAGUUCAAUUGUGGCACAUGGCAAGACAAGAUGGGAGAAAGCGAGAAAGCCAAGAACAAAGGAGUUCCUGGAACACCGCGAGAUGGAGCUGCAGUUGAAAUCACGGGUCUUGUCUACAGUGCUUUGAAAUGGGUAGCAACGCUCCACGAGCGCGGACUUUAUCCGCACUCAGGGGUGAAUCUUGAGGAGGGAAAGUCAGUCACUUUCAAGUCCUGGGCGGUAAAGAUCAAAGAGAACUUUGAGCGCUGCUAUUAUAUCCCGUCAGAUCCGGAGGAGGACAGCAAGCACGUUGUUGAUCGAAAUGUGGUCAAUCGGCGUGGAAUCUACAAGGACCUCUAUAAGUCUGGAAAGCCGUACGAAGAUUACCAGCUUCGUUCAAACUUUCCCAUCGCAAUGACUGUUGCCCCAGAGCUGUUUACACCUUCGAAAGCACUAUCGGCUCUUGCACUAGCGGAUGAGGUCCUUGUCGGCCCGGUCGGUAUGGCUACUCUCGAUCCAUCUGACCUCAACUAUAGACCAUACUACAACAACUCGGAGGACUCGGAGGACUUUGCAACCGCCAAGGGUAGAAACUAUCACCAGGGUCCAGAAUGGGUCUGGCAGCGUGGUUUCUUCCUCCGUGCGUUCCUGCACUUUGAUCUAGCUCGCAGGACAACACCCGAGGAGCGGACUGAGGCUUAUCAGCAGGUUACUCGACGUCUAGAAGGCUGUAAGAAGGCUCUCAGGGAGAGUCCGUGGAAAGGUCUCACGGAGCUUUCGAACAAGAGCGGUGCAUACUGCGCAGACUCGUCACCUACACAAGCAUGGUCCGCCGGCUGUCUGCUCGACUUGUACUACGAUGCUUCACAGCAUUCUCAGAAUGAAUGAUCGCGUCCUAUACACGUCGAAGAAGAUGAAUCGCAGUUACAUAUUGGCAGACUGAUCAAAGUGGGCCAUUGGGGGAAGUGUAAAGGGACUGAAUAAUCUCCAUUUAGCAUCAUGCAUAUUACAGCAAGUCUUUUCAAUGGGUUUCGAACAUUUUCGGAGUAACUUUCUUUCUCUUUCUUGCAGGACGUGCCGGCUGAACGUUGCGAUCCGGCCGUAAGAACCUAGAUAGUUAGC
This is a messenger RNA of Aspergillus homomorphus CBS 101889, 5094 nucleotides long. RefSeq names its product putative glycogen debranching enzyme Gdb1. Gene Ontology annotation, biological process: glycogen biosynthetic process; glycogen catabolic process. NCBI's taxonomy places the organism in Eukaryota, Fungi, Ascomycota, Eurotiomycetes, Eurotiales, Aspergillaceae. The record is from RefSeq and is a predicted model, not a curated record. The transcript has 3 exons. Gene Ontology annotation, molecular function: 4-alpha-glucanotransferase activity; amylo-alpha-1,6-glucosidase activity. The coding region runs from base 238 to 4860 and encodes 1540 amino acids.